AUGAAUCAAUAUCAAACUUCAAACUAUAUUCGGUCUCUGGAAAAGAGAUCCUUGGUGGAUCGCAGUCUCGAGUUGCGCCGCCAGAGCGUCGAGGCGGCUUAUUAUUUCAAAUGGAGCUGCAUUAUCCUGUUGCUGCUGAUAGUUUUCAGAAUCGACAUAAUGGUGAUGGACCGAUCCUGCUGCCCCCAGUCCCGGUACAAGCUGGUAAACGUGGGAUCUAUGUUCCUAGCCUUCAGUUUCCUACUCUUUUUUAUAAAGUAUUUGCAUCUGGUUUUCAAGAGCAAGCCUGGGGUGGGUACUAAAGACCAGAAGCGUCUAUUGGAUGGCUUGGAUAGCAGCGGAAUUGAUACGAUUUUGGAUCUACCAAAUAUAAAGCCACCCAGCUGCAAGACAAUCGACACACUUAUUAUCAAAAGUACCACGUAUCCCAUGCCAUCUUAUGACUUAAGAGAUUUCGUUUUAAGGCAGAAAACCUCAGAGAUUCCAAAGCCCGUAGUAAAUCGAAUUGCUUGUCCCGAAGACUACCUCACCGAUCCUUGUCAGCUUCCAGCUCUCAUCAAACGAGCGAAGUGGGAACGCAGACUGUUGGAAGAAGAGAACCUAAAGGCAUCCCAGAUACUGAAUUGGGACCCUAAACAUCAGCUAAGGAACACUGUAUACGAGUUGUCGCCGCCGCCAGUAAGCAACAGAUCCAUAACUUAUGAAGAGUUUGGCACCGCACAUACUCAAAAAGUGAACUUCGAUCCAGCUCGAUUCUCCUCACCACAAAUGGUGCAAUAUGUGGUCAACUUGAGAUCAUGGAUACGAAACACCAUAGUGGGGCGUCUGGUUAGGGAGAUUGACUUUGUGAACAGUGUGUUCCAGCAACGGGGAUUCGUUGGCUUCGAGAUUGGUACUGUGAGUUAUGAUACCCUACGCCGGACUGUGGAGGGUCAGAGGAUUAUGCUGCCUGCGUUGCCCACGGUGCUGGCAUUCCUCAACCUUCCCGGGGACCAGCUGCAUCUGGUACGUCGCAUCCGGGAGCUGGAGAAAUACGUACCUGAUUCAUGGAACACAGGCUUACGUGUGCCCACCGAUGCAGCGAUUAUAUUCCACUUAUUUUGUGUUUAUCUGGACGCCCAGUUGAUGCCAUCUCUAGGAUACGGAUCGGAAUUCUCCUCCCGCUAUGUGGUCCAGGAUAACAAAAAAGAAUCCAUAAAGAACAUCAUCAGAACUGUGAAAAACGAUGCAAACUUUGCCUUUUUGGUAACCAAUGAUGAAGAUCAUAGAAGGCCACGUUUUGAUUAUAUCUGCGGUGGUGAACUGCAUCGGUGCUUUGACCAGAGAAGCAGUCCCUUUCAGGUGAUCAUUGAGUUCCUUAUGCACAUGCGUCAGCACCAGGAUUCGACUCUGGAGGGGAUCAGUAUGGCCAAGAGUGGUAUCAACAUCAUGUGGGUUAUAGGAGAGUCGUAG
This is a messenger RNA of Drosophila serrata, 1452 nucleotides long. Its product is annotated as transmembrane protein 209-like. Gene Ontology annotation, cellular component: membrane. The record is from RefSeq and is a predicted model, not a curated record. Lineage: Eukaryota; Metazoa; Arthropoda; Insecta; Diptera; Drosophilidae.